AUGGAUACCGGAAAUCACGAUAAUGAAAUGGAUCCCAGUAAUGUAUGUUGUUCUUCAAUUUUUUUUUAACUUACACGUCUUAUAAUGAAUAUUUUCAACUGGUUUUAAUGUAUUUAUUUUAUUACAGAUAUCUCUAAACUUUUUCACUGAGACCGGUUACAAUCCAGUCUCGAUAAAUACCGGCAGUCAUGAUUCCAAUGAUUCUACUCCAAUUCCAUCAGUCGGACCCUCAGAACCAAGUUUGGCUAGUCCUUUCCCAGAAGAUGAAUCAAAAAGAGAUGCCAAGAAGGGGCUGUUCACUGGAUAUGUGACUGGAAAAGCAAUGGAAGUCGCAAAAAGAAGGAAUCUGAUCGAGAGAAUUGAAAGAGCCAGAGAACUUGGUCUCCUAAAUGUAUCCAUUCCACAAUUGAGUGAGCUGAGUAUGACACAACUGAGCAUGUUUCUCAGAAGAUUGUUCAAGAUGACCCCUGGGUUGAGGGAUUUUGUGAGCGAUGAAGUGGUCCAAACAAUAUUCGAAGACUUUGAACCCAGGUCUUCGUCUGCAAUGGGAGCUGCUGAUGAUGUUCCGAACGAAGAUUUCUUGAACGUGCCUACUGUUUAUGAAUCUGGCGCGGAAACAGAGCCAGAAUAUGAAUAUCACAACGGGUCUGAUGAGGAGAAUAGUGGUGUCAACAAGGCUGAAUUGCCUGUUUCGUAAGUAUAAGAUUAUUUUAAAGCAUUUUUUAGUCAGUCGAUUCAGCCUGCUUACUAUCGCAUCCGGCGACGAAUCAUGGAAGCUGAUAAUUGCAUAGCACUUCAGAUUCGGAAAGUAAUUGAAAAACGAGAUCGUUUUUUGGUAGGUGUAUUUUUUGCUGACUCUCAUUGUUUAGACAAAUAUAUGCGAUAUGGAUUCUUUUGAAUUUGAGUUGCCAAAGCAAACAGGUGAUGCAGAACAAGAUUCCCAGACUUGUCUACGUUGUCGGCCACUCAUCAAAAGAGUUAAGAGAAAGUUGAGCAAGACCAUAUUCCCGACGUAUGUUUCAGUUCUAGCCCAUUAUUGACUUGAUUUUAGCAAUCGGCAAAGUGCUCCAAGCCCUACGCGUUUUGAAGAUAAUUUGGAAAAAGUCUGCUCUUUCGAUUUUAAUGAUACCAGAAUUAGAAAUGUGACUACAAUGACCAGUAAGUCGGUUUGCAAUUUUUUUAUUUUUUAUCUAGGAUUGAACAGUGAAGCGAUGAUCGAAGAUUACCUGCACAACAUGGGUAACAUUCCUCUUUAUGUUCCUGUGAAAAGUCAGACUGCGUACAACAACAAGGGAAAAACGGAUAAAGAAUACUAUGGAUUCGUGUCAGAUAUCAAAAAAGAAUUAACUGGGUAUCCUCAUGUACUUCCACCUGUACAAUCAUCUGGCAAAAAAAGAAAAGCUGUACCUGUUUUAGUAGAUAAUAAUGGAUCAGAUGAUGAAGAAGAAUCUAACCACAGUGAAGGACUCCUGUUGCGAGUCAAGAAUAAGCAAGAUUUGAAAGCGCUGAAAAGGAAACAGACGGGGAACACUGCAAACACGGCAAAGACGAAGGUAGCUAUCAAUGAUAUAAGUUAUUUUCGUUUAGAAAGUUGAACCCAUGGUGGACACCAGAAAAGUGUCGCCUUUGAAGAUCAGACGUCCCUUGGUCCCUGAGCCCCAUCCAGCAAGCACUUAUUAUACAUCUCAUCAUCAAUACUCGAUUCCAUCAACUUCCCUUCAAUGCCAGACAGAAGCUACAAAAUAUACAGAAAGACAGAGUACAUACAGUUCCGACAUAACUGCGACCAGUGAAUUGGAGGGACUUUUCACUUCUGAUCAACCCCAAAUUCAGAAAUCAUAUUCACAUGCUGACGUCCAGAAUAAUCCUGCGACAUUACAGGAGUACCCUGAUCAGAUCAAUUACGGAAUGGAAGAUUCUGAUCUAUCUUUGGAAUUAAAAACAUCUGGAAUGGAUGAACAUCCAGCUGAUGAGUCGAAAUCCACUUCCAGUUCAUCAUCCAGCACCAGUUCAUCUUCUUCAUCAUCCAAAAGUUCGAGUUCAUCGCCGGAACACAACACAACUCGGGAAGAAUCAAAUCUCAAUGAAACUAGGGGGACUCGGAGUUCAAGAGGUUCGGGAAGUUCGGACAGUUCUAGUUCAGAGUCAGGAGAUGAAUCGGAUAAAGAGGAUAAUGAUGAAGAAGAUGUGCUCCGAGAGAGUAGUGUCUCCUUGAAUAUCACUGGAAGCAGUGGCGAAAAGAAUGAAUCCAAGGAAACGGAUAGUAUUCUAGGACCAGAGACUAGCGGCCUUGAUGUGGUUUGCCAAGAAGAAAGUGAAGAUAAAAUGGAUGGUGGUGGACAGGUAACAAAUAACGCAGGAAAUGAAGCAAGAAACGUUGAGAGAGGGAUAGAGGUGGCACAGCAGAGUGAGGAGGAUGGUUACAAAUCUGAUGAUGAAGGAGAUAGUCAGGAGGAGAGGGACGAAGAUGGGGUAAAAAUUGAGGGCGCUUCUCAAGCUGAUGAUGAAGAGAAUGAAAAUGAGGAGAGUGAUCUUGAAAGGGAUGUUACGCCUCUUAAUGAUAAUGCCGAUGUGUCAAAUGCGGCCACGGAAUCAGCCCAAGAACAUUCGGAAAUUGGAGAUGUCAGUCAACUGGAGGAUGUUGAAUUAAGAGCAAAUCUGGGGUAUAACGCAUCUGAGGGUAAUGAAGAUGAAUUUGGUGAAUCUUUGGUGGAAGAAGAACUAGACGGUGUUGAUGGAAAUGGAGAAGAAAGUAAUGUAGAGACGAGGGAUACUGACGAAAAAGAAGAUCCAGUCUCUGAAGAAUGA
Molecule: messenger RNA, 2808 nt
Organism: Bursaphelenchus xylophilus (pine wood nematode)
Lineage: Eukaryota; Metazoa; Nematoda; Chromadorea; Rhabditida; Aphelenchoididae
Source: the annotation of a GenBank genome assembly